Molecule: messenger RNA, 1221 nt
Organism: Cetraspora pellucida
Lineage: Eukaryota; Fungi; Glomeromycota; Glomeromycetes; Diversisporales; Gigasporaceae
Source: the annotation of a GenBank genome assembly
AUGUAUGUUGGUUCGACCGAUGAGGCGGAAGUAAUUGAUAAUUCGAUUGAUGAAGCCGUAGCCGGUUAUUGUAGUGAAGUCAAAGUGCUUUUCUCGACUGACCAAACAACCCUCACUAUUGAGGAUAACGGACGGGGCAUUCCAAUCGCCAUCCAUCCGGAAACCAAAAAAAGCACACUGGAAACUAUUUUUACUGUGCUUCACUCCGGAGGCAAAUUUGAUAAUAAAGUUUACAAAACUUCAGGUGGUCUUCACGGAGUAGGAGAAGGCAUUUUGGUAAGUUCUGAAAUUACGGCUACCCCCGAAGCCAAAAACGGAAUAACUAUUAGUUUCACUCCUGAUAAAAAAAUUUUUAAAGAAUUUACGCAUUUUCGUAUUGAAUUAAUUCAAAAUCGUCUCCAAGAAUUAGCCUAUCUUAAUUCUAAUCUAACCUUAUUUUUUUACACCUCUCCCCAAACCGAGCCAUUAGUUUAUCACUUUGAAACAGAAGAAUAUUUUUAUUUGAAUUUUGCCUGGCAAUAUAAUCAGGAUGUUAAAAAGGGACAAAUUAAAUCUUUUUGUAACAAUAUCAGCACGGGCGGGGGCGGAACCCACAUCGAAGGUUUUGAAGCCGGUUUGGAAAAAUCUCCGCACUUAAAAAUAGUCAUUCUUAAAGAGGAUAUCUUGGCCGGAUUAGUAGUUUUGUUGGCUGUUCGUAUGUCUGACCCGGAAUUCACCGGACAAACUAAGGACAGGUUGGCUAAUAAAAAAGUGCGAGAAUUGGUUCGUAAUGCUACCAAUGAACUAGUUAAUAAUUUUCUCAAAAAUCACCCGCUAGAUGCUGAAACUAUUAGUCGUCAAGUCAUUAGUAAUGCUCAAACACGCUUGAAACUGGCCGAGCAAGAAGAACUUUUGCGGGGCAUAAGUCAAACUCGGGUCGAAGCUCCAGAAGGCUUGUCUCCCUGCCUUUCCAAAGAUACUGAACUCAACGAACUGGGCAUCGUAGAAGGAAAGUCGGCCGCCGGCACCGGAAUUGCGGCCCGUGACCCUAAAUACCAAGCCGUUUUUACUAUUCAAGGAAAAAUUCUUAAUGUUGAGAAAGGAAAAAGAGGAAAAAUUCUUAAUAAUAAGGAGAUUCGAGGGUUAAUAAACUCACUAGGAUUUAAUGUGGGAGAAGCCACUCAGAACUAUUAUAAUCGUUUUUGCUCUGGUUUAGAUAGUGCUGACAGCAAGGAGGAGUGA